Acipenser ruthenus (sterlet) is the source of this 4118-nucleotide messenger RNA. RefSeq names its product C-C chemokine receptor type 7-like. Gene Ontology annotation, molecular function: chemokine (C-C motif) ligand 21 binding; C-C motif chemokine 19 receptor activity; chemokine (C-C motif) ligand 19 binding. NCBI's taxonomy places the organism in Eukaryota, Metazoa, Chordata, Actinopteri, Acipenseriformes, Acipenseridae. Bases 127 to 1299 code for a protein of 390 amino acids. The transcript has 3 exons. Gene Ontology annotation, cellular component: membrane. The record is from RefSeq and is a predicted model, not a curated record. Gene Ontology annotation, biological process: chemotaxis; G protein-coupled receptor signaling pathway; immune response.
AUGACACUCAGAGAAGAAAACCCCUGCCACCUGAUUAGCAAGCUUGACUUUUAAAGGAGCGGUCUGCUUUAUACAGGCUUUGUUAUCAAACUGGAACCUGAGAUCACCAGGUUAUACAAGAGAAAAAUGGCAAACAGUAGGGGAAUCCAAAUAUUUCUCCCAGUCGCCUUUAACUUGUUAUUCCUUUUGAAGAUCAAUGUAUCUGACGACGUAACGUCCUAUGGAUCUGAUGAGGAAUAUUACUCCGAUUUGGAUGAUCAAGACAACUCAACAACGGUUGAUUACGGCAAAUUUGAGCAGCAGUGCUACAAAGGAGAUAUCCGGUCCUUCAGGGCUUGGUUCCUGCCUGUUGUCUAUGCCAUCAUCUGCUUUGUGGGGCUCCUGGGAAACCUGCUAGUGAUGCUCACCUACAUCUACUUCAAGAGGCUCAAAACCAUGACGGACGUCUACCUGCUGAAUCUGGCUGCUGCCGACAUCUUGUUCCUCCUCACCCUCCCCUUCUGGGCCAUCAGUUUCUCCCAAGGCUGGGUCUUCGGUCUGGUUGCCUGCAAGCUGGUCUACUGUAUCUACAAGGUCAGCUUCUUCAGCGGCAUGCUCCUGCUCAUGUGCAUUAGUGCCGACCGCUACUUCGCCAUCGCCUGCGCCACCUCUGCCCACCGCCACCGCUCCAAGGCUAUCUACUUCAGCAAGGUCUCCUGUGUCUCCCUCUGGAUCCUGGCCCUCAUCUUCUCCCUGCCCGAGCUGCUGUACAGCACGCUUGUGGAAAACAACGGCAACCUCACCCUCUGCAUGCCCAUUUCGGAGGACUCCAUUCACCUCAAGGUGAAGAUCCAAUCUGGGCAGAUGGUGGCUGGCUUCCUCCUCCCCUUGCUGGUGAUGUUCUUCUGCUACAUCGUCAUCAUCAAGACCCUGCUCCAGGCUCGUAGCUUCGAGAAGAACAAGGCCAUCAAGGUGGUCUUCGCCGUGGUCCUGGUCUUCAUCACCUUCCAGCUCCCGUACAACGGAGUCAUGCUGAUGCGCACCAUCGCCCUGGCCAGGGGCAACAACACAGACUGCCAGGCCGAGAAGCAGCUGGACGUGGCCGAGGACGUCACCAAGAGCCUGGCCCUGCUGCGCUGCUGUCUCAACCCCUUCCUGUACGCCUUCAUCGGGGUCAAGUUCCGCAAUGACCUCCUGAAGCUGCUCAAGGAGAUCGGCUGCAUGAGCCAGGAGCAGUUCUUCAGGUACACUUCCUGUAAACAGAAGAGGAGCUCUGUCGCCAUGGAAACAACGGAAACCUCCACCACCUUUUCCCCGUGAGGGGGUUUCAGGAAAACAAGCUGCCUCCACCUGCUCCAAACAAAUAAACUGGAUGAAAUGCAUUAAGUGUUUACACAGCAAAAUUUGUGCCUGCAAGUGACGGAUUAGAAUUUAAAAAAAAAAAAAAAUUAAUAUGGAAGUUGUUUUACCUAGAGAGGGAAACAGAGAAACAAACGGCUCUAUAACUUAGGAGAAUCAGGUUCAAACAGGAUACUCACUAGAAAGUCUUUAAUGAAAAAGAAAAGCAAAUGAUAAACUGAAAACCCACUAUAUCCAUUGCAGUCACAAUUUUAAUUACAUAUAUUUUUUUAAAAAUUUUAAAACAGUGUGUGUGAACUCUAUGGACUCUGAUAACUAACCCAGCCAAAACUUUGCAAAAAAAAUAUAUGCAUUAUAAAAUAGAUACAUAGAUAGGAAACUUUAACAUGGUACAAUUAUACAUACAUUCAUUUCUGCACAUACCCUCUGGUAACUCCAUUAGAGGUGAAACAACUUCCUGAACUUUGUCACUUUACAGCAAGAUUCUCAUCUUAUGAACCCUUGUCCUUUGUGAAAACUCACCACUCAGUCCAACUGUCUGUCUGUCCGUCCAUUUCAAUUAGGAGACAAUCUGAAGAAAUCUAUUUGGAUGUCUCGUUUUGCUCAAAUGUUCUGGUGAUCAGAUUUCAAAGGGUCUUUGACUUUUGAAACAAUGUGUUUAAUUUCAUCCAUGCAACCAAAGCGCAUGGCCACUUCAAUCAGGUGAUUGGGAUCAGUGAUGUUUAAGUCAUUUGCGAUUGGAUGAUUUACUCUUGAGUUACACUGGCAGGUCUUUGCACCCUUCUGUGUGAACUUCCGCUUGUUUACAGAGAAAGGGAAAUCAAAGACUUCAGUUCUGAGCCCUUAACCACCAAAAUUACAGAUUGUAAAACAGAUAAGCAUGCCUUCAGUUAUGUGAAUAGUUUGUUAGCAAUUUAUUAGUUUCUCUUUAUAUUUACUUUAUGUACAUCUUAAUGUCUUUUGGUUAGCUGUUUACACACAAAUGUUACACAUCUCUGCAAUAGUAUGCCAUUCAUAUUAUUAUUAUAGAAAGUAUUAAGGUGUUCGUUAACUAAUGUUAUUAAAACAUAAGAUGCUACUGUAAUAGGUUGCUAUGCAUUCUGCUUGCCAGGCAUGGGAAAAGAGCACAUGAGAAACAGACCAUUAACGCCCAUAGCAAUACCGUUUAUGGAAGGAAAAAAGUGUUACAUUCUACAAAACACAAGUAAGCUCCAAGCUGCAGGAUAAGAUCAAACAUUGUCAUUAUGCUUUGAGUUUACACAAGGCUUCUUUUUGCAUUGUGUUUCCACAUCCAGGAUGUGUUCUACACUGGAGAAUAUCGCAAGAGAUAAGCAGUUGUAAGGUGUUGCCUAUAAAGACAGGGUGAAAAAUGUAACAUUUUGGUAUAUCCUACCAAUUGUACCUACUGCUGUAUAUUUUGUACCUGUCUAAAAGUAGUAAUUGUUUGUAUUCAACCUUUCUGUUACUUUCAGGUCUAUUUUAUCCUACCCUGGUUCAGACAGUAUAUUGCAACCCCCUUAGAAUAUGAUAUAUGGGUUUUUUGCCGUUACGUCAGCCUGAUCAAGAGCACAAACAAGUUCCGAGUCAAAAUGGGAAGGAUUUAUUUACAGUUCUGCAAACUUGACGUAUAUACUUUCCCCGAGAUUGCCAAAUAAGCUUUUAUUUUAUUUGUAUUAAUUUUUUAAACAAAAGUCCACAACACAUUUCUGCUUGCACAGUAUUAUAACAUGUAUGUAAGGGAUAAUACUGCAGUUUUUCUUUUAAUGUUACAUGUUUAUUUGCUAUUUUUUUAUUAUUACUGUCUGCUCAAUAUAAACCGCUGUAAGCCUAAUUCUAAUUAAAGACAACAUUUAAAAAAAAUUAUGGUUAUUGUGGUUCCAAUGGCUUUUGUAAAAUGAGGAUACGACUUGCUGGAGUAUUUUUAUAUGUCUUCAUUUGUAUGUAAGGAGGUAAAAAGGUUGUCUGGGAGAUGUAAAUAAAUUGGGAAAGGGAUUUGAUUUCAACAAACUGAUAAUGUGACAACGGAGGUUUUGUUUUAAUUGAUGGAUCCAUUUUAAAAUAAUUGCAAAUAAUAAAUGAAGAGUUAAUCAAAUCAAUUUAACAAAUUAAUAACCAGUAAAUAAAUACAUUAUUAAAUAAAUACAAUGUCCUUGCAUUUUACAAGCCAUUUAAUGCAAAUACAGUACUUGAUAAAUGCCAUGAAGAGUUUUCUUGGUUUAAAACAUGGCAAGACUGGGAUUAGCAGUGCAACCUGUACAUUUGACAAUUAGUUUGCAGGGAAGGGUUACCUGGACAUGAGGAUGUGUAUCAAGCACUUAACUAACUUGUCACUCAGGAAAAAAAUAACUGUAAGCUGUUUUGCAUUGUUAACUUUUUUUGUAUCAAAUGUAUGCAUGUUUUCUAGAAUGUAUUUUAUAUCAUGUCAAAGUGGAUGUAUGUUGUAAACAUUUUUGUUUUAUACAUUUUGUAAAAUGGAAAAAGCAUAUUUUUUUUUUUCUUAAAGAAUUAGACCAACCAGGUACAAAAUGAUAAAAAUAUAAUCCGGAAAAGGGAUUUAAUUUUUUCUUGCAUGACGUUUUGCAAUCUGUAACUUGACAACAGAAAAGAUACAAACACUGUUAGUUAUUCAAGAUAAAAUCCUACAGGACGCAAAGUUUCUGCAAAAGUAAUGUUUUAUUUAUUUUAUGUUUUUGUUGCACAUAAAGCAUUUCCAAUUUUACUCUACAGCAAAACAAUCAAAAUAAAAACGACGACAAAACAAUAAGUCAUCUCUUUUAAAA